CGAUUUCGUGAAUUCUCAUCGCGAGUUAGUUGGCCUGUCGUCAUCAGCUAGAGUGCAAUUGCGAAUCUAGUUGCGCCGGAAGUGCAAAGUAUCAUCAUCAUUUGAUUCUGCGAUCCCGAUCUUCCGGGAUCUUAAUUUUGUACGCGCCGCUAAUCGAAGUAAAGUUUCAAGAUUCGAUAAUCGUUAAUGAGAUUUCACUUCCGUUAAAGUUCGAACGAAUUGACCGUCUCGAUUCGCUGUCUAAGACACCGGGAUGAUUAAUGACACCUAAUAUUUUCCGGAACAACGUCCAACAAUCGAAAGAUCCGAUCUAUUUCGCGAAUCUACGCCCACCCGGUCGCCAUUAGAGUCACUCGCGUGCUUUAUUGCUAUAAUACCGAAAGAUCCCGCGGAUUCCACGCAGAAAUGCCGCGGAUGCCGUCCGAUAACGCUCCCCAGGCACGAACGGUCGCGCCCUACCAAUAGAUGAUUGAUAUGUUUGCCGUCUGUGUAUGUGCCGUUUCUUUUUCUGCGUCGAAUCGCGGACGCAUUCGAACCGGUAAAGCGUGACUCCGGUACAUGACAUGGAUGGAUACAAUAAUGGCUGGUACCAUCAUCAUCAUCAUCAACAUCAUCAUGAUCAUCAUCAACACCCACAGCAGCAGCAGCAACAGCAACACCAGCAACAUCCAUACCAACAGCAGCAACAACCGUACUAUGGGCAUCACCAUCAAUACCAAAGCCAACAUCAUCAGUACUCGCAGCAGUACUCACCGAAUUAUCUCUAUCGAUUUUCCCUUCAGCGACAUGAACAGCCGCAUAUCGAUGAGCGUGUAGGGGUUGCGAGAGUGAGCUGAGACAGGCAACAGAGCAGACAGAGAAGAGAAACGAGGACACAGAAACGAAGACGACGAUAAAGGGGCAGAUACAGAAUCCCAUCUCCACGAACCGAGCGAAUUCUGCGUCCACCGUCGACCCGAAUACGACGAGGCGUGCCUUAUCUGACAGGUAGAUACCAGCCAGAGUUAUGUGUUACCUACCUACGCCAAAUUAUCUUCCCGCCCUUUCGGCUUCCAUCUCUCGCGAGAGCGUGUACACGAGGUUACGAUCUGUGUAGCAGAAUGUUAAUCUUUAAAUGUUGUCCAACAUUUGUUAGAAAACGAGCUAUUGUCCGAGAUUCCUCCCCUAAAAGUGUUCACUCUGAAUUUCUUGCAGUGAAAUCUCGCUCCAAGAGAGUGAAAAAUACAACCACCCUUGAAAGAAAGUGAAAUAUUUAAUAAGAUUUCACUGCAAGAUAUUUCGAGUGUUGGUUCUCUUAGAGAAUAAUUA
Molecule: messenger RNA, 1308 nt
Organism: Acromyrmex echinatior (Panamanian leafcutter ant)
Lineage: Eukaryota; Metazoa; Arthropoda; Insecta; Hymenoptera; Formicidae
Source: RefSeq, a predicted model, not a curated record